This is a messenger RNA of Osmerus eperlanus (European smelt), 1092 nucleotides long. It is a transcript of the gene coq7, whose product is annotated as coenzyme Q7 homolog, ubiquinone (yeast). Gene Ontology annotation, molecular function: 3-demethoxyubiquinol 3-hydroxylase activity. Gene Ontology annotation, cellular component: mitochondrial inner membrane; nucleus. The transcript is spliced from 6 exons. NCBI's taxonomy places the organism in Eukaryota, Metazoa, Chordata, Actinopteri, Osmeriformes, Osmeridae. Gene Ontology annotation, biological process: determination of adult lifespan; ubiquinone biosynthetic process; regulation of reactive oxygen species metabolic process. The record is from RefSeq and is a predicted model, not a curated record. The coding region runs from base 82 to 756 and encodes 224 amino acids.
GCCACCACAUACUGACAACAUUGCAUUCAAUGACACUCCAGAAUUGUGUUUUAAAUUAAACAAAUGACCACAGAUUGAGCCAUGCAGAGAGCCGUUUUCGCGCAUAUUAUAUUGCACGACUGGACGCAAGUUUUCAGUCCUUUGAGAAUUCAGCAAUGUUGUUUAAAAUACAGAGGACCAUUACAUCUCUCGUCGCGGGGAUACAGCGUGCUCCCACCCCCGCUUGACAGUGAAGAAAAGGCAAUGCUGGACAGCAUGUUACGGGUAGACCACGCAGGUGAAUAUGGUGCCAACCGCAUAUACGCCGGCCAGAUGGCGGUGUUGGGAAGGUCACAGACGGGACCUCUCAUUCAGCAAAUGUGGGAUCAGGAGAAAAAGCACCUUGAGAAGUUCGACGAGAUCCUGGCUGAGAACCGAAUUCGACCAACAUUACUGCUGCCCCUUUGGAAUGUUACAGGCUUCCUAUUAGGGGCGUCCACAGCCCUGCUUGGGAAGGAAGGAGCCAUGGCCUGCACUGUGGCUGUGGAGGAGAGCAUCUCAGAGCAUUACAACAGCCAGAUCAGAGCACUGAUGGAGAAGGACCCUGACAGAUAUAUUGAACUCUUAAAGGUAAUAAAGGAAUUCCGCGAUGAUGAGAUGGAACACCACGACACAGGACUGGAACAUGACGCUGAAUCUCUACCCGGAUUCUGGCUUUUGAAGAAUGCAAUACAAGUCGGCUGUAAAGCAGCUAUAUGCAUUUCGGAGCGCAUCUAAUUAUAGAUCACAUGUUUGCAUAUAUAUUUCUAAUUCUGGUAAAUAAUUAUGUGAAUUGCAUUAGUGGUUCCCCCAAACAUUUAGUGCCACUGCAUUUUGAAAAAGUACUUUUAUUUAUUUCCUUACAUAUCUUUAUUUGAUGGUUUGAUUGUUGAUUUGUUACUCUGCCAGAUGGAUAUUGAUACUAUACAUGGAAAUUUAUCCUAUUACAUUGUGUAAAUGUGAGUGAAAGUGAGUCUGCCUGGUCUGCACAGUGCGUAAAGUUGACUCAACGCUUAUCAGUUUGUGUAUUUUCUUCUAAAUGUGUACCAAUAAAAUUGAUACAUGGUUGUCUAA